UAUAGUGAUAUGACGAUCGAGUGUGGCUGGGAACCCUUUUUCGUACAUCAGUGUAUAGUAUGCCCGCAGUGCGAAUACUUCGAGCAGUUCUGCAGCAGGGGACUCUAUCACAAUUUUCUCUCCGAAAACGAGCUUCUAGUCGCCAAAAUGGUGGGCUACCUAUACACCGGAGAUUACACUGUUGAAAAUGACAGCUGGAAUGAAAGGCCAACCAAACCGAACGACCCUACAGCUUACCUGAUGGCCGUUCCAGACGUCACCACCUCGAUCGGCCAUCUUACCUUCCACCUGAAAAUGUUGGCUCUAGCGGAAAAGUUGUAUAUUCCUGGUCUCAUGAAGACGGCAGAGCACCAUGUUGUGAAAGCACUGAAUGGAAUGCGUAGCAAAGACUCAUUCCGCAACGCUAUUCGUGAAAUUUACUCUGCUCCAUUCGAGUACAUGUACAUAAUUCGAUCUGUCGCCGUAGACUACCCCAUUGCCAACAUGAAAAAAUUGAGAAGCGCUGGGUGCACAGGUUCUGAGAAGGCUUUGGACAAUACUUUUCUGAGGGAAUUCCCAGAAUUUUCGAACGAUCUUCUGUUGGAAAUGGUAGAUCAAUUCUAA
Messenger RNA from Talaromyces proteolyticus, 603 nucleotides. RefSeq lists its product as uncharacterized. The annotation marks the transcript as partial. The record is from RefSeq and is a predicted model, not a curated record. Lineage: Eukaryota; Fungi; Ascomycota; Eurotiomycetes; Eurotiales; Trichocomaceae. The transcript is spliced from 3 exons. Gene Ontology annotation, molecular function: protein binding.